AUGAAGAGAUAUUUUUUAGGGGUUGAUUUUUUAUCUUUUGGUUUGAUUAUUUUAAGUUGUUGAAUUAGUGGUUUAAUAAUAAUAGCAAGAGAAAAGUUGAAUUUUUAUAAAAAGCAGGAGAGUUUAUUUAUAUUUUUAUUAGUUAUUUUAUUAAUAUUUUUAGUUUUAACAUUUAUAUCUAUAAAUAUAUUUAUAUUUUAUUUAUUUUUUGAGAGAAGUUUAAUUCCAACUUUUUUUUUAAUUUUAGGAUGAGGGUAUCAGCCUGAGCGUUUACAGGCAGGGGUUUAUAUUUUAUUUUAUACAUUAUUAGCUUCUUUACCUUUAUUGUUGAGAAUUUUUUAUUUAUAUAAAAUUUAUGGUUCAUUAGAUUUUUUUUUUUUUAAUUUAAGCAGUAGUUUUAGAAUUUAUUUAUAUAUUAGUUUAAUUAUAGCUUUUUUGGUAAAGAUACCUAUAUUUUUAGUUCAUUUAUGGUUACCAAAAGCUCAUGUUGAGGCUCCUGUUGCUGGUUCGAUAAUUUUAGCUGGAGUUUUAUUAAAGUUAGGAGGAUAUGGUUUAUUUCGUGUGUUAAUAAUUGUUCAGAGAUUAGGUGUAUCUUUAAGAUAUUGAUGGGUUAGAGUUAGAUUAUUAGGGGGAGUAUUAGUAAGAUUGUUAUGUUUAUGUCAAACAGAUAUAAAAUUAUUAAUUGCUUAUUCUUCUAUUGUUCACAUGGGUAUUGUAGUAGGAGGUUUAAUAACAAUAAAGAGUUGAGGAAUAAUGGGAGGAUUUAGUAUGAUAAUUGCUCAUGGGUUGUGUUCAUCUGGUUUAUUUUGUUUAGCUAAUUUAGUUUAUGAGCGAACAAUAAGACGAAGAUUAUUUAUUAAUCGAGGUUUAUUAUCUGUUAUACCAAGAAUAAGUAUAUGAUGAUUUUUAUUAAGUAUUAUGAAUAUAGCAGCUCCUCCUUCAUUAAAUUUAUUAGGCGAGAUUAGUUUAUUAAAUAGAUUAGUAAGAUGAUCAGUAAUGAGAAUAUGAUUAUUAUUUUUUAUUUCUUUUUUAGGAGCAGCAUAUACAUUGUAUUUAUAUUCUUAUAGUCAACAUGGUAAGUUUUUAGUAGAAUAUGGAAGUUUUUCAGGUUUUAUUCGUGAAUAUAUAUUAAUAUUUUUACAUUGAUUACCUUUAAAUUUAAUAAUUAUAAAGGUUGAUUAUUUUUUUUUAAUUUAUUUAAA
Molecule: messenger RNA, 1202 nt
Organism: Phlebotomus argentipes
Lineage: Eukaryota; Metazoa; Arthropoda; Insecta; Diptera; Psychodidae
Product: NADH-ubiquinone oxidoreductase chain 4-like
Exons: 2
Biological process (GO): ATP synthesis coupled electron transport; aerobic respiration; electron transport coupled proton transport
Molecular function (GO): ubiquinone binding; NADH dehydrogenase (ubiquinone) activity
Source: RefSeq, a predicted model, not a curated record